AUUCUCCACUCUUUGAAACUGAUUGGCAGAAAAGAGCCAUUCUAGACUCUAUGCUUCGAAUCAAUCAUGCAGGAGAAGUUGGAGCUCGGGAGAUCUAUGCUGGUCAAUUGGCAAUAUUUAGAGGUACUCGUAUAGGUGAGGUGAUAGAGGAAAUGGCUAAACAAGAGGAAAAACAUUUUCAGUGUUUUGAAAAGUUAUUAGUAGAAAGACGCGUUCGUCCCACUUUAUUGAUGCCUCUAUGGAAAGUUGCAGGAUUUUCUCUCGGAGCAUUGACUGCUAUGAUGGGUGAGAAGGCUGCUAUGGCUUGUACAGUUGCUGUAGAAGAGGUAAUAUCUCAACAUUAUAAUGAUCAGAUACGUACAAUUCAUGAAAAGAAUUGGCAAGAAGAACAACACUUGAAACAAACAUUGAGAGAGUUUAGAGAUGAUGAAAUGGAACAUCAUGACACAGGAAUAGAAUAUGAAGCCGAAUCUUUUGCUUUUUAUCGAAGUUUAACUCGAAUCAUUCAAUGGGGUNAGUUUAUGACAACCAACAGCGAAUCCAUAGUUUCCGUUCGAAAGUUGAGUCAUCAACUGGAACAGGCAAUAAAGGAAAAUACUCAACAACGUUCCAAGUAUCCAGAUGAACCUUUACGUUUUGAGGAUUCUGAAGUGGCUUUGGACAAAGCUAUUCAAGACUUUCGUUCCAUAGCUUCUUUUCCCGAGUUGUUUGAUAAAGUCCAAAUAUGGCCUAGUUUAGUGGGUUUACUUGGUCACGAGAAUAUCGAUAUAAUAGUGGAUGUUAUACACACUUUGAAUGACUUUUGUGAAGGAGAGGAAGGGGAAAACUUGCAACAAUGGAUAGAAACUUUAGUUCAAUGUGGUUUGUUAUCAGGUCUUAUUUCAGCCAUGGAAAGAUUAGACUUGUCUAGUUUGGAUGAAGCAAGUGGCUUUUAUAGUGGUUUGGGUAUAUUAGAAAAUAUUCUCGAGUUGAACCCUGCUUUCUCUAAGCAACUUGCUAAAGAUACCAAUCUAUUUUUAUUGCUUACUCAAUAUUUGAAUCCUUCUAUUUCCAGUAUCUCUUUGUAUUGUAGUGAAAUUCUUGCUGUUUUAUUACAAGAAAAUGAUGAGAUUCGUGAAUAUUUUGGACAGUUAGGACUUAUGGAUAAUAUAUUGAAAGCUAUUGCUCCUUAUAGGAAACACAAAGUGAAUGAAAGUGAUUUGUUGGAAAUGGUAGAAAAUCUAUUCGAUUGUUUAUGUUCUCUUUUGUUUGUAUCCUCUAAUAAGGAUCGAUGGAUACAAUUGGAAGGGAUAGAAUUAUGUCUCGAUUGUAUUCGUUAUCAAAAACAAUUUCGUCAUGCUGCUUUAAGAUGUUUAGACUUUGCCAUGACUCAUGGCCCUUUAGUGGGAAAGAGAUUCAUUCAAUUAGGAGGUCUUGGGAUUCUGUUUGCCAUGUUUUGUGAAAAGUCUAAAAAGUCCUCCUUGGUAUUAACGAGUCAAGAUACUGAACAUAUCGUAUCCAUUUUAUAUUUCUUAUUUCAAUAUUCCGAUGAAAAACAUCGUUUGAUGAAAAAGUUUAUAGAAAAUGAUUAUGAAAAGUUGAAACGUCUAAUACUAUUACACAAAAAGUAUUUAGACAAGGUAAAUAUUGCAAGUCAUUCUAAACAGAAUGUUCAACAAGAUGAGUUAUUCUUAUUAAGAUGGGAAGCUGGAUUAUAUACUUUGGAGUUGAUUGAUACUAUUUUGGCACAACUUGUAGAGUUUGCAGAUAAGAAUGAACCAAACCUUAUUCAAGUUGUAUGGAAUCUUUUGAGAAAGCAUCAGAUUGAAAUACAAACCAUUGAAGAGAUUUUGAAGGAAUUUGCGGAGAACUUAGAAGAAGAAGGAACAGAUGAUAAGAGUGCAAGUAGGCAUAUAUUAUAUUUGGCACAAAACUUUGUACAAAAGAUGACUCGUUAGAAACGAGUAUUGAUAUUCCAUGACUCGAGUUUGGAUGAUGACAAUAACAACUGCAACUAAUGUAGGAAGAAUAUUUCUCUCUUUCUUUCUUCAUCUUUACCAUAAUCUAUUCAUAAUGAAGAAUGUGAUAAGAAGAUAUAAAGUAGGCUACUUUGGUCUUUUGUCAA
Galdieria sulphuraria is the source of this 2104-nucleotide messenger RNA. Its product is annotated as beta-catenin-like protein 1. The record is from RefSeq and is a predicted model, not a curated record. Gene Ontology annotation, molecular function: monooxygenase activity. The transcript has 5 exons. Lineage: Eukaryota; Rhodophyta; Bangiophyceae; Galdieriales; Galdieriaceae. Gene Ontology annotation, cellular component: spliceosomal complex. The coding region runs from base 51 to 1937 and encodes 628 amino acids. Gene Ontology annotation, biological process: ubiquinone biosynthetic process.